UGCCAUUUAAUUAAUAAGUGUGAGAGUAAGAUGAAUCCCAUAAACUAUGCUUAUACUUUUAGGCCCUUCCUAGGCUUUGUUUAUGCAAUUAUUAUCAGUGCAUUAGUCAUUGUGAGUGAGAGUUCAUAUUCCACUUCUUAUGAAGAUCAUCACUUAAUGAGACGCAUCGACAACUACCCAUAUAGUCUCUCUUCUGUAGCUCCUUCUCGAUCGCAUCUCACGGAAACAUCGGGAUCACGUGUUUAUCACGUUGUUGCCUACGGAGCCGAUCCCACUGGCGAAUCCGACAGCACCGAGGCGAUCGAGAAAGCCAUCUCUGAUGCAUUUUCGUAUGCCACUGAUGGUCAUUUGAUGAAAGGCAUUUUAGACCUUGGUGGUUCUCAACUUCACCUAGAUGGAGGGACGUACAAGAUCAGUCGCCCCUUGCGCUUACCUGACGUAGCUGCUGGCAAUUUCAUGAUACAUGGAGGAUCAUUACGCGCAUCGGAGUCUUUUCCAAGCGAUGGCCAUCUUAUAGAAUUGAGGCCGUCAUCACCUUCUGUGAUGUAUGAAUAUAUCACACUCAAGGACCUAAUGUUAAACUGCAAUUUCAGAGGAGGUGGGAUAGCCAUAAUAAACUCAUUGAGAACUACAGUAGAUAACUGUUACAUAUCACACUUGACGAGCGAGGGGAUAGUAAUUGAAGGUGGGCACGAAAGUUACAUACGAAACUCCUUCAUCGGGCAGCAUAUCAACGUCGGUGGAGAUGGAUACGAAAAGGACUUCUCAGGGAUCGGAGUGAAAGUAAUGGGAAACGACAAUGUGUUGAGGGACAUAGUGAUAUAUUCAGCAGAGAUUGGAGUGAUGGUGUUGGGACAAGCAAAUGUGAUAAUGGGAGUGCACUGUUACAACAAGGCCAGGGGAUUAGGUGGGGUAGGAAUUUAUGUGAAGCAACCUGGUUUUACACAAACAAGGAUAGUGAAUUGCUACUUAGAUUACACAGGAAUAGUGGUGGAGGAUCCAGUUCAAGUGCAUAUAACAGGAUGUUUCUUCCUAGGGAAUGCAUUGGUUGUAUUGAAAUCGAUAGGGGGCGUAAUAAGUGGAUUGAAUAUCGUCGAUAACAUGUUCGCCGGAGAUUAUACAGGGGUGAAGAUAGUCGAGUUGGAUGAAUCCAAGACUCCCUUCACUAGAAUUGAUCAAGUGGUGGUAGAUAGAAAUAAUGUCCGAGGGAUGGUGGUUAAGACGACGGUGGGAAGAGGAUCCACGAGAGUGACGAAUGGAACGACAUGGACGGUUGAUUUCUCGAGCUUAUUGUUAUUUCCUAACCUCAUAAGAAAUGUAGUGUACUCAUUGGAGAUGGAGCAGAGUGAGGGUCAGGGUCAGGUAUUUCCAAACCAUGUGUUAACUAAUCUAGCUCAUAACCGAGUAACUGUCCGGUCCAAUGUGGCAGUAGCAGCUACAUUACAUGUUCAAGUACACCAAACAACCUAUGCCUUAUGAUACAUACUACAUUCAAUUUGAAAUGAAACCUUAAUCGUUGUUUCUUGGUUCAUCAUCAAUUGAUGUAUAGUAUAAGAAAUGUAUUUAAUGUAUUCACUUAUUGUUCACAUUAUAAGGGAAAUUUUUAGAGUUUCAGUUCAGUUUAGACAUUAAUUAUUUUG
Molecule: messenger RNA, 1640 nt
Organism: Benincasa hispida (wax gourd)
Lineage: Eukaryota; Viridiplantae; Streptophyta; Magnoliopsida; Cucurbitales; Cucurbitaceae
Product: polygalacturonase QRT3-like
Molecular function (GO): polygalacturonase activity
Source: RefSeq, a predicted model, not a curated record